ACAAUCAUCAGGUCCUGCAUCUCUGGAGCAGAUCCCAAGUUUAUUUGGGAAAUAAAUCCCUUUGCUUGACAUGGAGACUGCAGUGUUCACCAGCUGGCUCCUUUUCCUGAUGUUCAGCCCAGCUGUUCCCAUGUGUUUACCCACAGACUUCACCCUGUAUGUGGAACGGCCAGAGUGUGGCUACUGUGUGGCGAUCAACACAACCAUCUGCAUGGGAUUCUGCUACUCAAAGGACAGUAACCUGAAGCACCCACUCCGCACACGCUUCCUGAUCCAGCGAGGCUGUACCUAUGACAAGGUGGAAUACCGUGCGGCCGUACUGCCCGGCUGCCCCGUGGACUCCAACCCCGUCUUCACCUACCCCGUGGCCCUCAGCUGCCACUGUGGGGCCUGCAGGACGGACAGCAAUGAGUGCAUACAGAGGGCCGGCCCUGACAGAGCUCGCUGUACCAAACCAGUGAGAAGUCUCUACCCGUACCCUGGCCAGAGAAACUACAUGAUCCCUUUCUGAUUCUCCUGGUAUCAGCUUAUCUCUUUUUACUGUUAAAACGACCCAGCAGCUGCAUGAGUCAUGAAUGUUUUUAGAUGAAACAAACACCAUCCUUUAGUUGGUGAUGGAUACAGAGUUAUCUAUACUGUCUGUUCUGGUACCUAUUGUUCCCGACUGUUUAUUGUGUCUUUGUUGCCAAGCGUGCUUGUGCUGCAGCCCUGCUACUCACUUUACAAUGCAGGGUUGAUCCUGGCGCACAUUUUAGUCAGCGUCAUUAUUUAUCCUCCUGUACCCUUGUGUGUGUGUGUGUGACUCCCAGACGUAUUAUGUUUACUCUGGGAUACUCUGAAUUCAACUCAAUUAAAGCUGACGUCUCUA
This is a messenger RNA of Trematomus bernacchii (emerald rockcod), 868 nucleotides long. It is a transcript of the gene tshba, whose product is annotated as thyroid stimulating hormone subunit beta a. Gene Ontology annotation, biological process: G protein-coupled receptor signaling pathway. The record is from RefSeq and is a predicted model, not a curated record. Bases 71 to 511 code for a protein of 146 amino acids. NCBI's taxonomy places the organism in Eukaryota, Metazoa, Chordata, Actinopteri, Perciformes, Nototheniidae. Gene Ontology annotation, molecular function: hormone activity. The transcript has 3 exons. Gene Ontology annotation, cellular component: extracellular region; cytoplasm.